UCAGGGCCUCCCUUACUAACGGCAGGAAGCCGAAAGUUUGGGAGGUCACCUUGAGGUGACACAAUAAAAAUACACCUCCUGCGUGAGGAGGCCCGGCUGCCGUGUGGAGCAGCGCCGGGGGAGGCCCCGCUUGUCCCGCGGGAAAAGGUGUCAUGUUUUGCUGUCAGGAUGAGGAGCAGGAUCCCUGUCAUCCUCCUGGCCUGUGGCUCCUUCAACCCCACCACCAACAUGCACAUGCGUCUGUUUGAGCUGGCCAGAGACCACCUGCACCAGACAGGAAGAUAUCAGGUGAUUGAAGGCAUAAUGUCUCCUGUCAGUGAUCAGUAUGGGAAGAAAGGCUUGGUGUCAGCAAGGCACCGGGUGGCAAUGGCCAGACUGGCCCUGGAGACGUCUGACUGGAUCCGGGUGGAUCCCUGGGAGAGCGAGCAGGACACAUGGACAGAGACAGUGAAAGUAUUAAGGCACCAUUAUAACGAAGCACUCAGAGCGUUCCAGUCCAAGAAGGAGUUCAUGAGAAACAAACACCCUGCAGAAAGCUCUACGGUGGAUUCCUUUUCUUGCCAGCAACCAGUUCUACCGGAAUUAAAGCUGCUCUGUGGGGCUGAUUUUCUACAGACAUUUAAGACACCCGAUCUCUGGAAGGAAGAAGACAUCAAAGAAAUAGUGGAAAAGUUUGGUUUGGUCUGCAUUAGCCGGGCUGGCUCUGAUCCAUCUCAGUUCAUCCAGGAAUUGGACCUUUUAUCUAAAUUUCAGCACAAUAUUUUUCUGGUGAGAGAGUGGAUCCAGAAUGAAAUCAGUGCCACACAGAUCCGCUCUGCCCUGUGCAGAGGGCUGAGUGUGAAAUAUCUCAUCCCAGACUCUGUCAUUGCCUACAUUGCACAGCACAACGUCUACACGGCUGAGAGCGAGCGCAGGAACGAGGGGCACCUGCUGCAGCCCUGCAGGCUGCAAAACACAGCAAUAAAGCCUCUGAGGGACUGAUUUCUGCACUGUGUGCCAUGUCAGACCAGGAGCUUGCUCAUGUAGAUUUCUUCAGAAAGUUGUUUCUUAAUAAUGAUGAAGGGAAGGUCCAAAAUUUCUUGAAAUCAUGUGGUGGUUUAAAGCCAUGAAUCUGUGUGGUAGUGCUCAAGAAAAUUGGGAUGCUCAGCUGUACAGCUUAAAAUACACAACAGCUUCCUUGUGAAAAUAAAAGAAAGGAGAUCUUCA
Molecule: messenger RNA, 1206 nt
Organism: Poecile atricapillus (Black-capped chickadee)
Lineage: Eukaryota; Metazoa; Chordata; Aves; Passeriformes; Paridae
Gene: NMNAT3
Product: nicotinamide nucleotide adenylyltransferase 3
Exons: 5
Coding region: 169-981 (270 amino acids)
Biological process (GO): NAD+ biosynthetic process
Cellular component (GO): mitochondrion
Molecular function (GO): nicotinate-nucleotide adenylyltransferase activity; nicotinamide-nucleotide adenylyltransferase activity
Source: RefSeq, a predicted model, not a curated record